GAUUUCUGAUUUUAGUUUUUAAGUUUUUUCACUAUAAGUUCUUUAUUUCUUUAGGUAUUUUCUUCAAACUUUAAAUAUAAGUUGCUAGUCAUCAACCACAUCAUAUGUGACAAGGUUUACAACUAUAGGACAAAAUUUAUCAGAAUUACCCUCCCUUGAACUUAAAAUUUUCAUAAAAAAAAUAUUGUUUUUUUUUAAUAACUUCUUUUUUUCUGAAUGUAUCUACUUCAAACUUCAUUUAAAUAAAUGUUUCUUAUUGUCACUCAACAUCUGUGAGAAAGUUCAAUACUCUAGCAAGACUAUUUCCAGAAUUAUGCCCCUUUUGAACUUAGACUUUUUUUUGAGAAAUUGGUAAUUUUUACUCCAACUUCUUCAAUCGUGAUAGGAUUUUCUUCAAACUCCCACAUCAUAAUAAUAAUUAUGACAAGGUUUAUAAAUCUAGCAUCCAUAUUUCCAGAAUAAUCUCCUCCUUAAACUUUUAAUUUUUCCUAUUCAUUCUUUUAACUUUCAUUUACUUCAAAUUCAAAAUAAACAUUUAUUAUUCAUACCUUCAUUACUAAUUGUUCUUUGUUACACUCACAUCAUGUAUCACAUCUUGCAUCUUUAUUUCAAGAGUAAUCUCCUUUUUAAAAAUUUUGCUUUUAAAAAUAUUAUAUUUUGAUAACAGGGAUGUUUUAAAAAAUAACUUUAGAGUGUUCUUCAGUCCGUCUGUCUGUACAUAAAAACUGUUUCCCUCUGUACAUAAAAACUGUUUCCUGUGAUCACUUUUAAAGAACUUUUUCAACAAAUUUACUUAAAAUAGAAACAUAAGUGAAUGGCCAAUGGCCCUUCAGAAUGUUGCUGGGGUUCUAACCGGUAGGGGAUUUAUGGAUUGCUUGCAAUACUUUGAUAAUUGCUUGUUGAUUUCAGGAUUUGGAGUGUUCUCAAAAACACCUUUUGAAAAAGGUGAUUUUUUAUUAGAAUAUGCUGGAGAGAGAAUAAGCAUUGAGGAAGCUGAAGUACGAGAGAGAAAAAAUCCAGCAAACAUGAUGUUUUAUUUCUCUUACAACGGAAAACGACAAUGCAUCGAUGCCAGUGGAGAAUGUAGCCACAUUUGCCAGUAUGUUAAUGAUAACCAUAAUGGAAACUCGGUGAUGAAACUAAGGGUCAUUAAUAAAGUUGCAAGAUUGUGUCUCUUUGCCAAGAAGGACAUUAAUUAUGGAGAGGAAAUAUUGUAUGAUUAUGGGGACAAACAAAGCUUGUGGUGGAGAAAGAAGAAUACUGACUUGGAAGAUCAAUAUUGUUAUGGUAAACAUUAUUCCUUUUAUAAUUAUACAAAGUUGCGUUAGUUUUGAAUUAUUUUAUAAAUUAUUUAUAUAGAGGUUUUGCAUGUAAGUUUGAAAUAUAUUUCACUGAGUGAAUAUUGAGCAAUAUUUUGACAAGUGAAAAUAGAAUAGCUGGUGUUCAUGAAUCUUAUAUGUAAAAAAAAUAAAUUUUCUUUUUAUUUCAUGCUAUUUUUAAGGGAUUUACAAUAUUCUUUAAUGAUUUUGCCGCUUAAUGUCGGGCAUUCCCCUAAUUUUGUAACUUAUUUAACAUGGUGUAUGGCGACAAAUUUUCUUUUCCUAAAGAAGCAACAUUUACGGAAUUUAUUUCUGCCUGUUAUUCCAUUUAUUUAUGGUUUUGUUUUCAUCCCCAUUCAAUUAUAGUCCAGCUACAGUGAAAAUUAUAUUUUAUAAAUUUCACUAGUGGUUUAUCAGAAAUUCAGAAUAUAAUCAUCUGAUAUAUUCCAGUAAAACACUGGAAAGCAUGAAAUAAAUUUAUAUAAUUAUUUAUAGAAAUAAAUACUAAACAAUUUUUAUCAUAAAACUUCAGCAAUGAGGUCCUGGUGAGUGUUUUAGGGUUAUCAUGGAUCUCUUGUUUAUACAUCUUGUCCCAUUUUAAGAAGGGUGUUAGAAAAAAAAUCAGGAAUAAUAUUAACAUACUUCAAUAGGUUAUGAUCAGACAGAUUUAAUUUUUCAUAAAAGCUCAUUUGCUUAAUUGAAAUGACAUUAAAUCAAGAAAGUAAAUAAAAUAUCUAGAGAAAAUUAGUUUAAGGGUUAAUUCAAAUAUUUUUCCUGACCUUGAAAAUUUAUUUUAAUCAAAAUAAUUUGCUAUUUACAUGUAUAAAGGUGUUCCAAACUAGUUUCCAUGCCAUUUUCCAGUCUUAAUUUUGCACAGAGUAUCACAAUGUUUGGGGGUGCCUGAGUGGUUAGUGUCAUUGACUUUGAAUCACUUUUUUUUCUCACUGCUGUGGGAUCAUAUCCCACCAGAGUUUGGAUUCCUUCAUGUUUCGAAGCUAUCCAGCUAUCUUUGGAAUAUUGGUGGUUCUACUCCUGCUGAGGUAUGCCUGAGAAAAGUCCGCACAUGACCUUCCCAACAAAACAAACAUGGAGAUCAUUGAACAAAGAAAACAAAAUUAAAUAUUUUUAUACCCCCGCACAACAAAGUUGUAAGGGGGGUGUACUGGAAUCAGCUUGUCUGUCCGUCAGGCCGUCCGUCAGGCUGUCAGUCCGUUUUUUCUUGUCCGUCCAAUAACUUUAGAUUCCCUUGACCCUUAGUCUUCAUAUUUGGCAUGGAGGUUAGUCAUGAUUAGUAGGUGACCCCUAUUGAUUUUGAGGUCACUAGAUCAAAGGUCAAGGUCACAGGGACUUGACUUCAAAAAGACUUGUCCGCCCAAUAACUUAAGAUUCCUUUGACCCUAAGUCUUCAUAUUUGGCAUGGAGGUUAGUCAUGAUUAGUAGAUGACACUAGAUCAAAGGUCAAGGUCACAGGGGACAUGACUUCAAAAAGCUUGUCCGCCCAAUAACUUAAGAUUCCUUUGACCCACAGUCUUCAUAUUUGGCAUGGAGGUUAGUCAUGAUUAGUAGAUGACCCCUAUCGAUUUUGAGGUCACCAUGUCAAAGGUCAAGGUCAUAGGGACCUUGACUUCAAAAAGCUUGUCCGCCCAAUAACUUAAGAUUCCUUUGACCCACAGUCUUCAUAUUUGGAAUGGAGGUUAGUCAUGAUUAGUAGAUGACCCCUAUUUAUUUUGAGGUCACCAGGUCAAAGGUCAAGGUCACAGGGACUUUGACUUCAAAAAGUUUGUCUGCCCAAUGACUUUAGAUUCCUUUGACCCACAGUCUUCAUAUUUGGCAUGGAUGUUGGUCAUGACUAUAAGGUGAUCCCUAUUGAUUUUGAGGUCACUGGGUCAAAGGUCAAGGUCACAGGGACCUUGACAAAAAAAAAAAGCUUUUCUUCUCAAUUGCUAGAGUAUGUCCUGUCCGCAAUGUAUUGAUUUUGACAAUUUUAAAUUUGAAGCAUAACUUAGCAAUGCACUGGCUUAGUAACCUCAGAUUUGGCAGGGAGGUUGUCCUUGAGCUCUAAAUGGCCAAUGUUGAUUCUGACAAAGUGGUAUGCGGGGGUAUUCAUGCCAUGAUAGUGGCAGUUCUAGUUUAUCUUUGAUUGCACCUGAUCCCUGAUGUCUCUUAUGAAGAAUUUUUUAUGUUGUUUUAUAAAUCUUAAAAUUUAGUGUAAACAGAAUUGCUAUCAUCACUUGUAUUUUUAUCAGACAAAGAAGGAGAAAAAACAUUGGUAUUAGCCAACAAACAUUGUUAAAGGACUACAUGUUUAUGUGGCUGUUCUUUUUGUGUCGCCUCUACGGAGUAGUGGCGACAUAUAGGGAUCACUUCUCUGUGUGUCCCUUUUUCGACUUAGAAAUUUUUGGUUAAUUUUUUGCGUGUAAGCUGGUAUAUCCAUACCUACUGAAGGGAAUAGAUUGAAACUUUACACGCAACAAAAGACUGUUGUGUUUUAAAUGAUACAUGAUUGUACAUGUAUUGUAUUACAGUUGUCUGUUUAUUAAACAAUAAGAUACAUGGGAAGGUUUGUAUCCUUGAUAAAACUUUCUAUAUUAUGUUAAUGCCUCUGAUUAAAAGUGUAGCUAAAAUUUAUAAAUUUCUCUAUCAUUGAUUUGCUUACUUUUUGGUCUCCUUUGUGCAUGCUUUGCGUAAGCAGCAUCACAGAAAACAAGUCUUAUGUAUUUCUUUCCUAACUGUAUGAAUAGAACAUGUAUUUUACUGAAAUAGUUUAAAAUAGGUAUGAAAAUGAAUCGCAGAUAAGUAAUGACAAAAAAAUUAUUGAUAUAUCAGUGUAUCGUUGAUUCAUAUCUAUAUAUUGUUGAUACGCUAUGCACUGAAUCAAUGACAGCUCUAGGUGAAACCAUAUUUGCCUUGUAUUUGGAAGUUGAU
This is a messenger RNA of Ruditapes philippinarum (Manila clam), 4244 nucleotides long. Its product is annotated as N-lysine methyltransferase KMT5A-like. The coding region runs from base 822 to 1328 and encodes 168 amino acids. The record is from RefSeq and is a predicted model, not a curated record. The transcript is spliced from 3 exons. Lineage: Eukaryota; Metazoa; Mollusca; Bivalvia; Venerida; Veneridae. Gene Ontology annotation, molecular function: protein binding.